AUGCUGCUGUGGGUAUCACUGCUGGUCCUGGCUCCUGUCAGUGGACAAUUUGCAACUGAACCAAAAUCUGUAGUUUUCCUCCAUUCUCCAUGGACCACUGUCUUCCAAGGAGAGAAUGUGACACUGACUUGCAAAGCAUUUCACUUGGAUGCAUCAGAGAAAAUAAAAUGGUACCAUUGGUAUCUUCUGGAAAAAACACAAAGUGAAACCUCAGGAAACACCCAUGAGGUCCAUGAAUCUGGAGAUUACAGAUGCCAGGCCCAGGACUCACCCCUGAGUAAUCGUGUGAGCUUGCUCUUUUCUCCAGCCAACCUGAUCCUGCAGGCUCCACUUGAUGUGUUUGAAGAAGAAUCUGUAAUUCUGAGAUGCCGAGCAAAGGCAAACACAGUACUGAAAACUAUAAAGCUGUACAAGAAUGAAAAAGUCCUGGAAGAUCACACUGUGGAGAUAGCAGUGGGAAUGUUGACUGACUUCCAUAUUCAUCAGGCAAGUCUGAAGGACAACGGCAAAUAUCACUGUACUGGAGUUAAGGAAGAUGAUCAGUUGGUUUCUUCAAACUCGGUCAAAAUCGAAGUCCAAGAGCUGUUUCCACGUCCUGUGCUGAGAGCCAGCUCCACCCAGCCCACUGAAGGAGGAGCAGUGACUCUGACCUGUGAGACCCAGCUCUCUCCACAGAGGCCAGAUGUCCAGCUCCAGUUUCACUUCUUCAGAGACAGAAGGUCCCUGGGGUCAGGCUGGGGAAGCUCUCCAGAAUUCUGGAUCCGCACCAUAUGGAGAGAAAACUCAGGGUCUUACUGGUGCCAGGCACAGAGCAUGAAUCCCUCUGUCCAGAAACAGAGCCAGAGAUUACAGAUACAGGUGAAAAAAGUUGUUCCUGACAUCCGUAUAUACCCUCGCCCAGAGUUGGUGUUUGAAGGGCAGGAGCUGGUGCUCAUCUGCUCAGUAAAUGGAGUUCCAGGCCCCAUCACAGUUUCUUGGUACAAAAAAUUCAAGCUGAGGACAGAAAGAAAGCUUCACACUUCCUCAAAAACAGAAUUCAAGAUCCCUGUGGUGCAAAACAGCCAUGAUGGAGAGUAUUAUUGUGUUGCCAGCAAUAGUCAUUCCUCCUUCCGCAGUGACCCAGUGACCAUCAAUGUGAAAGUCCCCGUGUCUCAACCUGUCCUCACCCUCAGCCCUCCUGGGACCUGGACUUUUGUGGGAGAUGAGGUGAGCUUUGACUGUGAAGCUCAGAGAGGUUCUCUGCCCAUCUGGUAUCAGUUUUUUCAUGAAGAUGUGCUGCUCAUGAAGAUAGAAGCUACUUUAUGGAGAACAAUGUCCUAUAGAUUCUUUCUGACUGAAGAGCAUUCUGGGAACUACUACUGCACAGCUGACAAUGGCCUUGGCCUCCAGAGCAGUGAGACCCUGAGACUCUCUGUCACCAGUAAGCUCUGGAUUCCUGUCAGUGACCCAUCCCUGACCCUCUCACACCAACCUUUUCAGAGGUCUGCAUGGAUCUUCCAGUUUCCUACCUCAGUCAACCUCAUGCCUGUCUUGAGUCAAUGGGAAAAGAUCCUGGUAUCAACUAACUCAUUUUUGCUCUCAGUUCCAGUAUCUCGCCCCAUCCUCACCCUCAGGACUCCCGGGGCCCAGGCUGUGGUGGGGGACAUGGUAGAGCUUCACUGUAAGGCAUGGAGAGGCUCUCCCCCAAUCCUGUACCAGUUUUAUCAUGAGGAUGCCAGCCUGGAGAGCAGCUCAAGCACCUCUGGAAGGGGAGCUUCCUUCAACCUCCUUCUGACGGCAGAGCAUUCUGGGAACUAUUUCUGUGAGGCCAACAAUGGCCAGGGGUUCCAGCGCAGUAACACAGUGUCACUCAGUGUCAGAGUUCCAGUGUCUCAGCCUGUCCUCACCCUCAGGGCUUCCAGGGCCCAGGCUGUGGUGGGGGACAUGAUAGAGCUUCACUGUGAGGCCCAGAGAGGCUCUCCCCCGAUCCUGUACCAGUUUUAUCACAAGGAUGUCGCCGUGGGAGACAGCUCAGCUCCCUUGGGAGGGGGAGCAUCCUUCAGCCUCUCUCUGACCACGAACCAUUCUGGAAACUACUUCUGUAAGGCCGACAAUGGCCUGGGGGUCCAGCAGAGUGAGGUGAUGCUACUCAGUGUCAUAGUUCCAGUGUCUCGCCCUAUCCUCACCCUCAGGGCCCCCAGGGCCCAGGCUGUGGUGGGGGAUGUGGUGGAGCUUCACUGUGAGGCCCAGAGAGGCUCUCCCCCAAUCCUAUACCAGUUUUAUCACAAGAAUGUCACCCUAGAGAGCAGCAUGUCCCACUCUGGACAAGGAGUGUCCCUCAACCUCUCAUUGACUGCAAAUCAUUCUGGAACCUACUCCUGUGAGGCCGACAAUGGCCUGGGUCCCCAGUGCAGUGAGGCAGUGACACUUUCCAUCACAGGGCUGACAGGGAGCAGAAGUGGCCCUGUUGCCACCGGUGUCACCGGGGGGCUGCUCAGCAUGAUGGGUCUUGCUGCCAUAGCACUGUUGUUCUACUGCUGGCUCCCGAGAAAAGCAGGAAGAAAGCCUACAUUUGACUCCUCCAGGAAUCAGUCAGCUUCAGACCCACAAGAGCCCACCUACCACAAUGUACCAAGCUGGAUAGAACUACAACCAGUGUACAGCAAUGUAAAUCCUAACAGAGGAGACGUGGUGUACUCGGAAGUCCGGACCGUGAAGGUGGAGAACAAACAGGCAGCAGCCUCUGACCCAGAGCUUCUCAAGAACACGGAUUCCUGCGUCAUCUACUCCCAGGUGAAGGGGGCUUACACCGCAGCCCCUAAGCCCCAGCUCUUGGCUGCAUCCCCUCCUCAAAGAUGA
This is a messenger RNA of Globicephala melas (long-finned pilot whale), 2838 nucleotides long. The record is from RefSeq and is a predicted model, not a curated record. NCBI's taxonomy places the organism in Eukaryota, Metazoa, Chordata, Mammalia, Artiodactyla, Delphinidae.